GCGUAGCACGCACAGGGGUAGUAAAGAGUAUCUUAUCUUAUGAUACGAGAAGAGGGUCAGAACACGAGGGGGAAAAUGUUUGGAAUUGGGAAAGUGUGUGUGUGUGUGUGUGUGUGUGUGUGUGUGUGUGUGUGCACGCGCUUGUGUGUUGUGCGUUUGUGCGCCUGUGUUGUGUUUGUGUGCUUGUUCUUUCUGUUUGCGUGGUUGUGUGCAUGGCCUGUGUGUGUCGUUGUGUGCGUGUGCAUUGUGUGUGGUUGUGCGCGCGCGUGUGUGGUUCUGUGCCUGUGUGUGUGUGUGUGUGUGUGGUUAUGUGAGUGCGUGCAUGUGUGUGUGUGGUUAUGUGAGUGCGUGCAUGUGUGUGUGUGGGGUAGUGGGCGUGUUUGUCUGUGUGUGUGGGGGGGAAAGUGCAUGUGUAUGUGUGUGGUCUGUGUGUGUGUGUGGGGGGGAAAGUGCAUGUGUAUGUGUGUGGGGGGUGGGGGGGGGGGGGGGGGGGGGGGGGGGGGGGGGGGGAAGAAAGGCGUCAGGCGUAUCAAACUAGAGCACACUGCAUAGUUUUGGUAGUUCGUGGGCAGCAUCGUGAAUGAUCAUCACCAUGUCUUCGCCCCAUGUCAUGAGGUGGUGGUUGAGGGUAAUCAUCAUUGACCGUAUGUCUUCGCCACAUGUCAUGAGGUUGUGGUUGAGGGUAGUGGAGGCGAUUUUAUUUGUGGAGGGAAGAGUGUGUGUGUGUCUGUCUGUGUGUGUGUGUUCCGUGUGUAUGUGCGGGCUGUGUGUGUGUGUGUGUGUGUGUGAGAGAGAGAGAGAGAGAGAGAGAGAGAGAGAGAGAGAGGUGGAAAUGCGUGUACAUAUAGAUGUAUGCUAGCUGUAUUUGUUUUUUCUCCUGUUUUGGGAUGGAGAACAACGGUCCAUUCUGUACUUCUACGACAUUAAGAAAUCCUUGAAGGUCGUCCGAUUCUGUACAAUGAGGUGUUUUGACCUGAUGAGACUUGAAAGGAAGUCGAACCAUUCAUCUUUUGCUAACAAGCGACUACGGCGGAAUAAGUAAAGUCAUGCAGAUUCACGGGCACGUUGAGUGUUGUAAUCUGUCACAGGCGGGAGACAAGGACAGGCAGGCGGCGCAGGACGUGUAUAGGGAGCUGGCCGACGACGAAGGAUGCAAGGAGAAAAGGGGUGGAGCCGAAGUGGGGGGUGUAAGCUGGUGUGCAGCUGUGACCUUUACCCUCAAAGGCUUCUCUUUGAGUGUAGGCUGGUCUGAUGAGAACCUAUUUAUGAGGACAGAGGGACAUGAAGGUAGUCGGAGUAACUUGUAGAUCAUACAUUAUUCAAUGGCGAGGUGGACUUUGGAGGCAUGGGCGAGCGCAGUAUGUGUUUUUUUUUGAGAGAGCGCGAGAGUGAGAGUGAGAGAGCGCGAGAGUGAGAGAGAGAGAGAGAGAGAGAGAGAGAGAGAGAGAGAGAGAGAGAGAGAGAGAGAGAAAUCGUCCAGACUCUGGAGGUGCAUCUGGUGAGGGUGAAGGAUGUGAGGACGAACUUUUGGUGUACAGAAAGGAAGGAUGGCUCCCUGCGUGGCCCCCAUCCUGCAGUCAAAAUGUCUGUCUUUCACCUGUUCUUUUUUGACGAGAAUGAGCUUUGAUUCUUUGUGGUAUUUAGUCGUGGGAAUUAACGGAUUUGUUGCCCUUCUUUUCUUUUGUCAUGUGCCCAUCCCAGCAUGUUUGUGUGCUGGUUUAGUAGAAAGUUUUGUUCCUGUUUUGCCUAUUCCUAAUGCGAAUGGCGUGACAGAAGUAUGUAGAGAGUAUCUUCAUCAUCUCAUGUAACGGAUCCGACGGAAGUUCUGAAGCUGCGAUCUGGGAUGCAGACGAAUAGUCAGGAAGUUUUUUUUCGUGCACUCUUGAGCUGCGGGUGGACAUGCGUGAAGGUAGGUAGGUAGGUAGCUAGCUAGAUGGAUGGUUUCGUCAUUAUGGCUAGAUGGACGAGUAGAUGAAGGAUAGAUGGAUGAACAAGAGAGAGAGAGAGAGAGAGAGAGAGAGAGAGAGAGAGAGAGAGAGGAAACACCGCUUAAAAUGAGGCAGCAGUAUGUACGAUAAUAUUUCUUUGGCGUGUAAAAAAGAGCUGGAAGGAGAUGGAAUGCACACGCUGUUUGUAGUUUUUUUUUUAACCAUUAAUUGCUGCUCAUUAGAGACCAUCAGGAGAAGUUUAUCUGAGAGCGAGCUAGUAUUUGGAACGUGCUGGCACUGCAUCAAUCGAGAGUCGAGUUUGUUCGAGGAUGGUUUCAUCUGAAAAGUGAUGCUCCUCUACUUGACUGGAAGAAAACUUUUCGAAGUAUAUGGAAGAAAGAAAACUCCGCCAUCUAUGUGUGUGAUAUAUGCUGCUGUGAGUCCUGUCCAUCAUGAUAGCAGUUUGCUCCAUCCUGCUGUUUGACAAUGAGGCGCGUUCUAUUUUUGGGCCGUUUUUCGCUGCCGUCCAAUUUCUUCCAUCCAUGUGUGUGCCUUCUGGAUUCUGUUUUGCAUGACCAUCAGGGUAGCAGUUUGCUCACUCCAUGUCCCCCUUGCAAAUAAUAAUUGCCCUUUUCUAAUUGCCCUUUUCUC
This is a messenger RNA of Chara braunii, 2579 nucleotides long. NCBI's taxonomy places the organism in Eukaryota, Viridiplantae, Streptophyta, Charophyceae, Charales, Characeae. The record is from the annotation of a GenBank genome assembly.